AUGUCGAUCCCGGUGGCAGACGGUGGCGUUAAAGGGAGGAGGAAGAAGGCGUCAAACUCCAGAGGACAUCCCAGAUUCGUAGGAGUCCGACAGCGGCCGUCCGGGAGAUGGGUGGCGGAGAUCAAGGACUCCUUGCAAAAAGUUCGACUGUGGCUUGGGACUUUCGACACGGCAGACGAUGCUGCCCGGGCUUACGACGACGCCGCUCGGUCGUUGCGUGGAGCUAAUGCUCGUACCAAUUUUGAACCACCAGACGCCGUGAGAUGUUCGCCGGAAAACUCGGAGCCGUUCUGUUUCGAAGAAGCAUGCCGGUCGGAGGAUGCCGAGAAUGGGCUGGUAGGAGCUCUGAGAGCGAAACUAUUUCUAGGGAGCAGCUCAAAGCACGCGGCAGCGAAGGGGAAAUCUCUAGGUUUUCCGGCGUCUCAACACCACCCCGUCGGUGUAAAGAGGAAAACACCGUCCACCGCCGUACCCCCAAGUGUUAUUACGAAUUUACCCCUGGUGAAUCAUGAUCUUAUACGAGUCGCAAGUCCUAUCAAUUUGGAUGAGGGGCAAUGGCGCAACACCUGCUACGAGCCUCAACCAUGGUCGGCAACCACCGCAUCAUCGUCUGCUGCGAAGAACCAAGUCAUUGACGUUCUGAGCAGUCUCUUGGACACCAGUUUAAUGGACUCUUUGUGGCCGCUUACUAACGAAGCAAUCGAAGCGACGGUGGUCAAGACGGCAACGGGGAUUUGGCAGGAACAACAGGUGUUGCAUUGUGACAACAGUUGGGGUGGUAGCGGUAGCGGAGGAGGAGAUCAAGCUCUCAAUGGAGCUCCCAAUGCUUCAAGCUGGGAUCCAUUCAUCUACCUGAACUCCGUUUUAGGUUGA
Molecule: messenger RNA, 873 nt
Organism: Cynara cardunculus var. scolymus (artichoke)
Lineage: Eukaryota; Viridiplantae; Streptophyta; Magnoliopsida; Asterales; Asteraceae
Product: ethylene-responsive transcription factor 4-like
Exons: 1
Coding region: 1-873 (290 amino acids)
Biological process (GO): regulation of DNA-templated transcription
Molecular function (GO): DNA binding; DNA-binding transcription factor activity
Source: RefSeq, a predicted model, not a curated record